Molecule: messenger RNA, 3624 nt
Organism: Acanthopagrus latus (yellowfin seabream)
Lineage: Eukaryota; Metazoa; Chordata; Actinopteri; Spariformes; Sparidae
Gene: foxj1b
Product: forkhead box J1b
Exons: 2
Coding region: 238-1719 (493 amino acids)
Biological process (GO): regulation of DNA-templated transcription
Molecular function (GO): sequence-specific DNA binding; DNA-binding transcription factor activity
Source: RefSeq, a predicted model, not a curated record
ACUGCAACAGGUGCACACAAGAGAAGAUCCUCCAGAAAGGCUGCACCGGAGGUAGGCGCAUUACGCAUCACUUGGCAUCUGCUUUGGGAUAUUUUGACCAAACACUCUUCAAUUCCCGGCGGUUUAUUUGACAUGUGUCUAACGUCUACGUUUCCUCCUUUGACCGCAGGAUAAAACGGAACUUUUAAAUGCCGUUUUGAAGAUCUCCUGGACAUCUUCAGCCCCCACGAAUCCAGGAUGCCGGUCCUCACCAGCCCCGACAUCGCCAACAAGUUUAAGGAGAAAUGGCUGGAGGUUUACCCGGAGGAUCAGCUCACCGGGUCCGACUCCGGCCCCACGGACGACAGCCUCACCAGCCUCCACUGGCUCCAGAAUUUCUCCAUCAUCAGCGCGGACCCGGAGCCACCCAACGGAGCCGGGCCGGGCUGCCCGUCCUCCCAGCAGCACCUCUGCCUCAAGCGGCUCGGCUUCCCCAGAGGCGGCACCGACUCUCCGUCCAGCCCGCCGGCCGGGGACACCGCCGCCACCGGGAUGCCUCCGUACCUCGGGAGCCCCGUCACCUCCGGCAGCGACUCCACCACCGGCGCGGCGCCGCGCUUCUCCACCUGCGCACAUCCAGGGAGCGGCUACCCGCAGAUCCCCAUCCAGGCCAGCCCGCCCGUGGAGGUCGACUACAAGACCAACCCGAAAGUCAAACCGCCUUACUCUUACGCCUCUCUCAUCUGCAUGGCCAUGCAGGCCAGCAAGCAGCCCAAAGUGACUCUGUCCACCAUCUAUAACUGGAUAACGGAGAAUUUCUGCUACUACAGACACGCGGAGCCCAGCUGGCAGAACUCGAUUCGCCACAACCUGUCGCUCAACAAGUGUUUCAAGAAGGUCCCCCGACAGAAAGACGAGCCGGGGAAGGGGGGCUUCUGGCAGAUCGAUCCGCAGUACGCUGACAUGUUCGUCAACGGCAUCUUCAAACGCAGGAGGAUGUCUGCUAACCACUACAACAGCAGCAGCAGCAGCAGCAGCAGUGGCACUCACAGACAGAGCAAGCUGCUUCAGGGUUAUCACAGCACCCAAAAUGGCUUCCCCUACCAAGAGGUGGGCAGCAAACGGAAGCACCUGCCCUCCAAGAACAACAUUAAGGCCAUGAGGGCGACUGAGUCUCCUCUUUUGGCGACGGAGGCCCACAAAGCAGACAUCCUGCGGGGGGACUUCGACCUGGCGUCCGUGUUCGACGACGUCCUCAGCGGGAACUGUAGCACCUUCGAGGACCUGGACAUCAACACAGCGCUGAGCUCCCUCGGCUGCGAGAUGGAGGUCUCCAUGCAGGGCAGGCAGCACUCGGCGGGGCUGGGGAGGUGGUGCGGUGGCGGCGGCGGAGGGGACAUCAUGGGUCAGAGCCAGCACCUGAACCACCACCAGUCGUACGGUUACAUGGACCUGAGCGCCGCCUCCAUGGACUGCGUGGUCAGCAUGGGAGACGUGCUCCACGUGCCGCAGCAGCACCCGCAGCAGGAUCAGCUGCUGCAGGGCCACCACCACCUGCAGCAGUUCGACGAGCCCGCCGCGCUGUUCCCAGAGCAGCCCGAGGCGUCGGUGCUGCAGCCCUGGGAGGAGAUCAAGGAGGAGGUGCACGCGAUCCCCCUGACUCUGGAUCAGAACUUCGGCCUGUGCGAGGGCUUCUUCACAGAGAUGCAGCCGUGGGAGCGAGUGGAGGCCUAUCUGUGACCUUUGACCUCACAACUCAUUGACUCUUAAUUACUGACCUGAACAUCUCUGAUUACUGGUCCAACCCUAUAGUGGCCCCCAGAGGGCUUUGAACUACACUUCUUCAUUCACUCCGAUCAGUCUGCAGUCCAGUGCAUUUGUUGGUUAUUUUACGUCACAUUUACUUGUCUGUUUUGUUUAAAGGAGCAGUACAUAGUGUUGGAGAAGAAGAGAAAGACCUACAUUGGAUGAAUAAAAAAAACAAAACAAACAAAAGCAAACCAAAAAAAUCACCUCUCUUUGUUUUCAUGACUGAAUAAACAAACUAACCUUAAAGGAACAACACAAUUCCAUACUGUUUUUCUUUGUUUAUAUUUGGCGGACCCUGCCACCUCUCUAGCUCCAAACAGUGUCCUGGAGACCAGAACGGCUCGUUUGUUCAUUUAUCACAUCAGUUUUUACCUCAUUAUAUUGUAAAUAUUAAAAUUCCGAGUUUCGAAUCUCCUCUCCAAAUCUACGCAGUGCUCCUUUAAAUACAAAUACGAUGAGAUGAGCUGUGAUGCCAGCUGACAAAGAUUCCCCUAAAAAAAGACAUCGAUCUGACUGUAAAGUUAGUUGGGCGACACGAUUAGGGAUUAUUUCCCACCACUGACUUCCACUGACUGACAGGAAGCAAAGGGCGACAUGCGAUAACACAACAGAGACACGUUUAUAAGUUUCACGUGGACUGCGAGGGAUUAGGGCGCACUGAAGACUGAGAGAAGGGAUAUUGUUAUCCUCCAAGAUGGAUUUUCUGGAACCGAUGUGAGGCAGCGGAUGGCGAGAGAAUGUGUCGCUGGAUUGGACCGAGCCGCGGCUACGUGACGAGAUGUUGUCGACAAGAGACGAAAAAAAAAAAACAACCGCCCUCCCUUCAAAGCACUCUCCACAAACAAGCACUGUGGUGACAAGACCAAGAGGACAGGCAGGAUUCUAUUUUGCUACAUUAGCAGGUUGUUAAACUUUUUUUUUUUUUACUAACAUGCAACGAAACCAGUCAUUCAUCGCAACGACGUGUGACGACGAAAGAUGAAGACCAGGAUAGACACCGAGAGAAACUUUAAAUUCAUAGUCCGAGAUUAGAAAUCAGUCAUUUAUGGCUUUGUUGUAUAGUCAAUUUAAUAUAUAUUCACUAAAGAGUAAUAUAGAAUGAAGCUAGGCAGAAACAUUUGUCUACAGACCUGGAAUCGAUCGCCUUCUCGUCAUGUCAUGAAAGUCAAACAUUAUGCACUUUGAUAGGUGGCAGAUUUAGGGGGAGCGGGGAUGGCUUCGUUUUUUGGGAUUGAUUAGUUUGAUUUUUUUUUUUUUUUAUUAAUUCAAAUGUUUCUCAUGAAGUUUACUGACCACAAAUGGAAGUGAUGCAUUAUACUGUAAUUGUCCACAUCGGAUUCUUAAUGAACAAUGAACUCAACACAAGAAGUCUUUUGUUUUUUCGCUUGAAUAUCCUGUUUUUUUUCUAUCCAAAUGUAUACAACACUGGACAUUUGUUGAUUAUAUUUAGCCAAAUUUGUUCAUAAGGAAUAUGCAGUUCGUUGGUGUUUCUGUGUUGAUUAAUGAUAAGAAAAAAAAAAAGUCCUGUUUUCUGUCACUGGGUGAUGGAUUUUCCCUUUUUGUCCUCAUUGAUUACUUUGGUGUCUUUUUUUGUUUGUAUGAUUCUUUUUUUCAUAAAUCUGUGAUGAGAACAUAAUAACUGUCGAUUUCCAAGGGGGGAGGGGUGAUGAGCAGGUACAUAUAAAUCAAACUCUUAAUGGCCAGAUUUUUUCUUAUUGUAUCAUAUUGAUCAAGUUUGAUACGAACUCUUUAAUCUCACCAUGUUAUUUUCAUUUGUACUUUUUUAAGCUGUUAAAAAUGCAAUCAUGCCUCGAUGCAAUAAAUGGUGUCAAUUAA